Messenger RNA from Physella acuta, 3412 nucleotides. Its product is annotated as solute carrier family 49 member 4 homolog. Gene Ontology annotation, cellular component: membrane; intracellular membrane-bounded organelle. Gene Ontology annotation, molecular function: transmembrane transporter activity. The record is from RefSeq and is a predicted model, not a curated record. Lineage: Eukaryota; Metazoa; Mollusca; Gastropoda; Physidae. Gene Ontology annotation, biological process: transmembrane transport.
UUUUAUUCUGCUGGUGUGUAAAACCAGUAAAACCCUGACGUGUUAUCAUUUUUCUUUUUGCCUUAUCAUCACCGCCACUCUACAGCCCCCUGCUACCCAUUCUAUAAUCUGCAAAUUGCAAUGUUCUAGAUGUAUAUGAUAUUGGACAAUAAUAAACACCAGUAAGCAGCAGAGAUGGAAGAUACAACACCCCUGCUAAACCAUAGUAGUGGAGAUCAUAUAUGUGUGUAUCGCAGACGGUGGUACAUCCUCGCAGUGUACGGCAUAUUGUCUUUCACCCAAGCUGCAGUAUGGAACACCUGGGGCCCCCUGUCUACCACCUGUGAGGAGGCGUUUGGCUGGCAUGUCAGCACCAUAGCAUGGAUGAGUAACUGGGGGCCCAUAGCCUACAUCACCACAGGCUUCUUCUUUUUCUGGCUACUGCAGGCCAAAGGUCUCAGACCAGCUGUGUUGGUUAGUGCGUUUCUCCUGGCUGUAGGCACAGUUCUGCGAGUUAUAACAUCUGACCCAGAGGUUGCCACUUUGCUGAUUCACGUGGGGCAGUUUCUCUGUGGCCUCUCCGGGCCUAUUGCCUUUGCUUGCCCCCCUACAAUAUCUGCCCUCUGGUUCCCCCCACACGAGAGGGUCACUGCUACGUCUAUUGGCUCCAGCGCUGGUCUGUUUGGCAUUGCCAUUUCUUUUAUUAUAGGUCCUGCAGUGGUUGGAAGCUAUGUUGAAGUGGUCAAUGAAUCAGAUGUAUUACGCGAUCAGCUUAACCAAGUUACAAGUGUUAAAGGUUUAUCUCUCAGAGUACAUCAAGAGAGAAUGGGGAUAAUGCAGUUCAUGUAUUAUGAAUGUAUUUGGUCAAUUGUAACGUUCCUGCUGAUCCUGUGUUACUUCCCUUCAAUGCCACCACAUCCUCCUAGUGCCUCUGCUAUUGUUGAGAGAGAGAGUUAUUGGAGUGGACUAUGGUCACUCAGGCACAAAAGUUACUUUCUUGUAAUGGCUUUCAUCUAUGGUAUCUCCACUGGUGUAUUAAACGGCUGGUACACAGUGCUGAAUGUAAACCUGAGCAAUCUGAACAUCAGUGAGAGUCAAGCUGGCUGGAUUGGGUUCUAUUCCACAUUGAGCAGCUGUAUAUGUGCCUUGGUUGUAGGAAGAUUUGCUGAUACUUUUGUGAGGCGCAUGAAACAGUUAAUAUUGGUCAUCUUUGUACUGGCUGCUGUUUGCUUUCUGGUGUUUGCUCUCAUGCUAGCUCAAGUGCUGGACUAUUCUGAAGUUACUCUCUACUUUACACUGAUUGUUGGCUGCUCCUUGCUAAAUGCUGCCGUCCCUCUGAUGUGUGAGUUGUCCUGUGAACUGGCCUACCCCACCAGUGAGGGGGCAGCUAAUGGUUUCCUCACCUACCUGAACAGCGUAGCGGUCAUGUUGUUUCUUGUUGUCUUUUCCUUCCCUGAUGUUGGUACUGUAUGGAUAAACUGGGCUUUAAUUGGUGCAAUCAUCAUAUGUAUUCCACUCAUAGCCCUUCUGAAAGGGAGAUUUAACAGAUUGGAAAUAGAUGAAGAGUUACAACGAGCACUCUAUUUAACAAAAACUCAUGCAGCUUAAAGUUUAAAGGGUAAUACAAUAACAACGGUGAAAAAAUAAUAUCUCAUAAUCUGAUAAACAUUUUGGGAUUUGAAAAAACUGACUGAAUCCAAUGUUAAAAGUUGAAUUUAAUGUUACAGCAUUCUUUUUUUUUUAAAAAGCAAAUUGAAUUUUACACAAGGGAAACAACCCCUGUCUUGUUAAAUACAUUUUUCUGAUUUGAGUUGUACACUUUAGGCUUAUUUGAAGGUUUUAAAUAAUGUAGAAAAUAAAGGUUAGCAAAAAAACUUAAUUAUAUUUCAGAAUAUAUAAUGAGCCAGUUCCACAUAAUGUUAAAAGUCAGAUAAUUAAAAAAAAAUUAUCAAUACAACAAUGUUUUUCAAUUAACUUGAUUUAUGGAAGAAGUGGAUUUGCAGCCAUCAUAUUAACCUAAAUAUAAAUAUUUUAUGCAUAGAAAAAGAAAAUACUUAUUUUGUCUUAUAGUUUUGAGAUAAUCAAUGUGUUUAUUUUGGAAUUGCUUAUUUUGGCCAACAAUAGUUUAAAUAAACAACAUGCUUAUUUUUGUCAACAACAAUCUAUAUUUAGCUUCUAUUUUAGAGGUAUUUAGACUGUCAAGUUUAAGUAUGGUUGAGUGGAGUGUUUCAUCAAGGAUCCAGGUUCGGAGAUGAGUUUAGCUAAGAGUGAUUUUUUUUUUUAUUGCCUCAUGUUCUUACCGUUGUUGAAUAAAUUGAAAUUAUUGUUUAUAGUGCAAAUGACGUUAAUAAUAUAAUUUUUUAAACAUGUUAUAUCUUGGUUAGGGCUAGUGUAAAAGAUUAGGAAUUUUACAUAAUUCAAUACUUAUGGUCAAGCUUAAUAAUAAUACUGACUUCUAUCAAUGCAGGGAUUUAGAAUUGAAACUGAAUGAGGAAAUAAGCAUCUUUAACACCAUCUAUGUGUUUUGGAUUUUACCUCUGACAUUUUUUAUUACAGUAAUGCAUAUUUCCACUAAUCUGUUAGAGGAUGUAAGCACAGCGUUGAUUUCCUCAAAACUCUGUUAAAGGAAAUAAACACUUGUACUGAUUUUUUUCUAGUGGAAUCUUUAUUAGCAUCUUUUAUUUUUAGAUGUAGAUGUAAAUGCUUUUAGAAUUUCUGAGCUUCCUGUUUUACUGUUUUAACAAAACUACCAAAACAAAUCAUGAAUCUGCUUUGCAAAAGAAUUAAAAAUCAUCUCAAAAUUUGUUUUCUUUUUUUUUAAAACAUUUUUCUUUAAAUUUUCCCCUAAGGGAUGGUCAGGCUCUCUAAUAAGACAUGUUUUAAUUAAUGAAACUCACUUAAAAAUUCACUGCCUGCUGAUUCUUUCAUGUGUUUACAAGUCUUAUUUGAGUUUUUGAUCUGUUGAUAUAUUUUUAUAAAAUUGUUGUUCUAAGUGCCAUAAAUAUUUCUUGUUGUGAGUUAUUUAUAACUUUUAUGUGGCUAUUUUUAUCAAAGAUAUCUGUAUAUCUGUUCUAUCUAUUUAGAUGCUUUAACCAUAUUGUAUUAUGUUUUAAACUGUUUGUAUUUUAGUAUUUAUACUUACAUACCUACACACAUACAAACAUACAUACAUGACUUACUUAAGUCAAACAAGUAAAGAAGACUAAUAGGUCAAAUGCUUUUCAUUUUUGUGUAGAUCACAGCCUUUAAUUUUUAUUUAUUGACUUCCUUUUGGACCAAAAUAAUGUGUUCUACAAUUUUGUUUGUUGUAUUAUCUGACCAGAUUUAGCAAGGAUGAGUCUCACCAUGUGAUUAACUUUUCACAAUAUGUGGCCGUAUUUAUAUUUGUAUGACUCCUUUAGAGUAACAGGUGUAGAUAUUUUUAUGCUUACAA